Penicillium chermesinum is the source of this 2928-nucleotide messenger RNA. RefSeq names its product ssDNA endodeoxyribonuclease RAD1. Gene Ontology annotation, cellular component: nucleotide-excision repair factor 1 complex. The record is from RefSeq and is a predicted model, not a curated record. The coding region runs from base 1 to 2928 and encodes 975 amino acids. Gene Ontology annotation, biological process: nucleotide-excision repair involved in interstrand cross-link repair; resolution of meiotic recombination intermediates; double-strand break repair via single-strand annealing, removal of nonhomologous ends. Gene Ontology annotation, molecular function: single-stranded DNA binding; single-stranded DNA endonuclease activity; damaged DNA binding. Lineage: Eukaryota; Fungi; Ascomycota; Eurotiomycetes; Eurotiales; Aspergillaceae. The transcript has 8 exons.
AUGGCUACUUCAAAGGAACCUGAUCCGGUGAGGCUGUCGCUUCCACUGCAAUAUCAGCAGGACAUCUUCAACGAGCUCCGAACAACAGAUGAGCUGGUUGUCCUUGCUCGCGGCUUGGGAUUACUACAUCUCAUAACAAAUCUGCUUCAUUUCUACGAUGCGGCGGGGAAUAACUUGGUGCUUGUGGUCGGCGCGGACGAGCGGGAGAAUGAGUGGAUCGGAGAGGGACUGGCAGAACUCUCCGCAAUGAACAAGUCUACGGUUGCUCGAGGGUUGAAGGUUAUCAACACGGACAAAGCUUCGGUGGCUAUGCGGGAUCGCAUCUACAAACAAGGUGGCAUUCUGAGUGUAACAUCCAGAAUUCUGGUAGUAGAUCUUUUAUCGAAAAUUGUUGACCCUGAGAAAAUCACGGGCUUGAUUGUCUUGCACGGUGACAAGGUGGUCGCAACGUCUCUCGAGGCAUUCGUUGUGCGUAUCUACAGGCAAUCCAACAAACGAGGCUUCUUGAAGGCAUUCUCCGAUUCACCCGAGCCUUUCACAACGGGUUUCGCACCCCUUGCAAAUAUGCUGCGGAAUCUGUUCCUACAAAAGGCUUCUCUAUGGCCGAGGUUCCAUGUCACGAUCUCUGAAGCCCUCGAGGGAAAUCGCAAAGCAGAGGUCAUCGAGCUGGAAGUCCCGAUGAGUUCGAAAAUGAGAGAAAUCCAGAACGCAGUCCUCGAGUGCGUUGAGGUCAGCGUUGGUGAGCUUCGAAAAAGCAAUACAGGCCUUGACAUGGAAGAAUGGACACUGGAUAGUGCCUUGCACAGGAACUUCGACGUGUCUAUUAGACGGCAAUUAGAUCCUAUCUGGCAUCGGGUCACAUUCCGAACCAGGCAAAUUGUCAGUGAUCUCUCUGAUCUUCGUUCAAUUCUCCAUGCACUGCUUACUUUCGAUGCCGUGUCGUUUGUUAAGUAUUUAGACACCAUUGUGACGGCCCAUUCGCCUCCUGCUGGAUCUAAUAAGCACAAUUAUUCCCCAUGGCUUUUCCUUGAUGCUGCGCAUGUGCUUUUCCAGACAGCUAAAUCUCGUGUCUAUGAGGGAAAGCUCAGCAAUGACCUUUCUCGCCCGUCUGCGUCAACUGCGUUUUCAGCUGAAUUGAAACCUGUUCUGGAGCCGCUUCCGAAAUGGCACGUUCUAACCGAUGUACUUGGGGAAAUUGACCAUGACGCAUACCUGCAGCCCGCAAGUGUGGAUGAGUCCAAUAACACAAUUUUGAUUAUGUGCAGCGACCAACAAACCUGCCGUCAAAUUCGAGAAUAUAUCAGCAACAUGCAUGUGCGGGUUGGCCAGGGGCUUGCAUCAACUGAGAAAGACGAUGAUUCAAGUCAAGAAGGGUCUUCUGCAGACGUAUUGAUGCGACGCCGACUGCGAGACUAUCUCAACUGGAAAAGAUCACUUUCGAACGUGAACAAAAACUUAUCGCAGGCUCCAGAAAAUGACCAGCAUAUGAAACCAACAGAGGCAACACCCAAGCCUCCAUCGCAAGGCCGGCCUCCGCCUGCUAAGCGUCGCCGGGUCCGCGGAGGUGCUGUGGUCGCCACUUCUGCAACUGGGCGCGACCCAAAUACCAGCGUUCAAAACAAUUCCGAACAGCCGGGCCAGGUCGUCGACUUAUUGAACGAAAUCCAACCAACCGAAGUCGAAGAAGAGCAGAAAGAUGAGAUAGAUAUGGAUCCUCUAGAGCAUAUGGAAGACUUCUAUGAGCUUUAUAACAUGGACGAUCUUGUCAUGGUGCACCCGUAUGACGGCGACAUGGAUGAGCACAUCUUGGAAGAAGUCCGGCCUCGAUACAUCAUUAUGUAUGAGCCGGAUGCGGCGUUUAUUCGCAGGGUUGAAACAUAUCGAAGUUCUCACUCGGGCAGAAAUGUCCGAGUCUACUUCAUGUACUAUGGUGGCUCUGUGGAAGAGCAACGGUACCUCAGUGCCGUUCGCCGCGAGAAAGACGCUUUUACCAAGCUCAUAAAGGAAAAGGGGAAUAUGGCGGUCACUUUGACACAUGAUAAAAAUGCAGAUCCGCAAGAGCAAUUUCUUCGCACAGUCAAUACUCGAAUUGCAGGUGGCGGACGGUUAGCGGCUACUGCUGAUCCACCACGAGUCGUAGUAGACGUCCGAGAAGUCCGAAGUGCUCUCCCGUCUCUACUGCACGGCAACAACAUGAUUGUGAUUCCAUGCCAACUGACCGUGGGUGAUUACAUCUUGACACCUGACAUCUGCGUGGAGCGCAAGUCCCUUCGGGAUCUGAUAUCUUCUCUUCGUAAUGGCCGUCUGUACAAUCAGACAGAGACCAUGCUUCAACAUUACAAGUAUCCCGUUCUGCUCAUAGAAUUUGACCAAAACAAGUCCUUUACAUUUGAUUCGUUUGCUUCCGUCACCACAGCUAGUACGUUCCUCACGGACUAUGGCUUCUCUACAACCGGGGCAGCGACAAGCUCCAGUUCCAGCGCACUUGUGAAUCCGUCGAAUCCCAAGUCUGCUCAGCACAUGCUUGUUCUACUCACCCUUGCAUUUCCACGACUGAAAAUUGUCUGGUCCUCCUCGCCGUAUCAAACAGCCGAGAUCUUUGCAGAGUUGAAGAAGAACGCUCCCGAGCCCGAUCCAGCCACAGCUGUGCAGAAAGGUCUGGAUUUCGAUAUCACGGGCGAGUCUGGAGCCGGGGAAGGCAUAAUGGCCGCUACGGGAAUUGAGCAUCGUACAUUUAAUUUGCUCCCGCAAGAUCUUCUCAGGGCUGUGCCGGGUGUCACCCCCCAGGCAUUUGACCGGCUGAUCCUGGAAACAGAAAAUAUCGCUGAGAUAGCGAAUAUGGAUGUUGAACAGCUGGACCCGCUGGUAGGGAAAGAAGCAGCUCGAAAGAUCGUCGGAUUCUUCCGUAAGAGCGUUUUUGAGGAUUGA